Triticum urartu is the source of this 946-nucleotide messenger RNA. RefSeq names its product eukaryotic translation initiation factor 5A-1. NCBI's taxonomy places the organism in Eukaryota, Viridiplantae, Streptophyta, Magnoliopsida, Poales, Poaceae. Gene Ontology annotation, biological process: positive regulation of translational termination; positive regulation of translational elongation. Gene Ontology annotation, molecular function: ribosome binding; RNA binding; translation elongation factor activity. The record is from RefSeq and is a predicted model, not a curated record.
GUGACAUACGGCCCAAUAGAAGCAACGCCCUAUCCGGCGGCGGCUAUCCCCAUCGCAUAAAAAGCUGGGAGGUGAGGCUAACCAAGAACCCUAGCCUCCGGAUCCAUCCAUCCGCCCCUCGCUGCCGCUGCGUCUCGUCUCCACCACCCCACUUGCCCCCGGACCAGGAGGAUCGUCGGAGAUGUCGGACACCGAUGAGCACCACUUCGAGUCCAAGGCCGACUCCGGCGCCUCCAAGACCUACCCGCAGCAGGCCGGCGCCAUCCGCAAGGGUGGACACAUCGUCAUCAAGGCUCGUCCCUGCAAGGUUGUUGAGGUCUCCACCUCCAAGACUGGGAAGCAUGGUCACGCAAAGUGUCACUUUGUUGCCAUUGACAUCUUUAAUGGAAAGAAGCUUGAGGAUAUCGUUCCUUCAUCCCACAACUGUGACGUCCCCCAUGUUGACCGCCAAGAUUAUCAGCUGAUUGACAUAACUGAUGAUGGAUAUGUCAGCCUUCUAACUGAGAGUGGCAACACGAAGGAUGACCUGAAGCUUCCCACUGAUGAUGUUCUGCUUGGCCAGAUCAAGACUGGAUUUGCUGAUGGCAAGGACCUGAUCCUGUCUGUGAUGUCCGCCAUGGGUGAAGAACAGAUCUGCGCUGUGAAGGAAAUUGGUGGUGGCAAGUAAGCAGCUGUGCGUGGUUGCCUACCUGCGAUACUUGGUAUCUAGUGCUUCUGGGUGUUUGAGAUACACAUACAUAGGCAUCAAGAUAUCUGUUGGGUGAAACAAGUUUGAUCCAGAUUUGUGUGUUAUUUACACCGAAUGCUCGAGGUGCUGCUAGUACUUUGUUAUCUAUCUAUCUAUCUCUAUUAUAAUACCCUUUGGAAUUGGAACUGAGUGGUGGCUGGAACUUAGAUUCCGGUUUGCUCAUCCGCCCUAUCUCUAUGAAUGAAUUGGUUUGGGUUA